UGUAAAUCUAUAAGAAGCCUUUUCUCUUCCCACAUGUAGAUAGAAAGAUUCUUAAUAUCAUCCCAUCACACUUGGUCAACUCAAUAGCUUCAUCUCCAGUCUUCACUCUUCAAGAGCCUUAGUCUUUCACACAAGUAAAAAACCCACUUCUCAAGAUGAAGGCUGCAAUUGUUUCCUUCGGGCUCUUCUCGUCUCUCGCCAUUGCUGCUCCGACUACGCCCGUCGAUUCCCCUCUUGUUGAAAGGCUCUCCAUUCUUGCACCAGUUUGCCAGGGAACUACUCCACUAUGCUGCUCGAGUGAUGUCGUCGGCGGAGUACUGUCCUCAAACUGCGUGGCACCCGUGACGACUCCGGUCACCACUCUUGGAUUUCAAGCUGCCUGUCUGCUUGAUGGAAACCGUCUUGCGCGAUGCUGCACUCUCACCGUUGCUGGUUUGGCCAUCCUUUGCAAGGCGCCUGGCACCUGAUUAGCUACCUGACCUAUUCUUCUAUAUUCUUGUCACUUGCGAACAGGGUGGUCUGAUUUAAACUUCCAUAACUAAUCUUUUUAUAAUAUAAUAACUGCCAUUCUCGUCAACGAGCUCAAAUAAUUGUCCAAUAUCCCGUGCAUACAAGCUAGUGCGCCCUGCGUAGAUGUUGCCGAGUGCUUUAGUCUUUGACUGGUCUCA
Molecule: messenger RNA, 668 nt
Organism: Colletotrichum godetiae
Lineage: Eukaryota; Fungi; Ascomycota; Sordariomycetes; Glomerellales; Glomerellaceae
Exons: 3
Coding region: 156-467 (103 amino acids)
Cellular component (GO): extracellular region
Source: RefSeq, a predicted model, not a curated record